AUGUCGAUAUCACAGUUACCGCCAUCUUCGGCCCAUAGCCUGAGAUCUUCGCAUCAGCUUCCCGGUCCUCUUGCCGUUGUUAAAGAGCUCGUCGACAACAGUAUCGACUCGGGUGCCACUUCCAUCGAGAUCACAAUUGCACCCAACACUGUCGACAAGAUACAAGUCCGAGAUAAUGGCCGCGGGAUACAGAUUGAGGACUUCCAAUUUCUAGGAUGCCGGUCUCAUACAAGCAAGAUUCGAAACUUUGACGAACUUCAUCAAAACGGCGGCAAGACACUAGGCUUUCGUGGCGAGGCUCUCGCCAGUGCUACUGAAACGGCUACAAUCAAGAUCACAACUCGAACUGCUCAAGAUCCAAUUGCAUCACUUCUAAUACUGAAAACAAAUACGGGCGGUGUCAGCAAGAAGCAGCCAGUAUCUGGCACCGUCGGAACCACUGUCCAAGCUUUAAACUUAUUUGACAAAUUCACUGUCCGCAGACAGAAUGCUAUCAAGACGAGUCGAAGGUCUCUGGUUGAGAUCCAACGUCUCCUGGAAAGCUAUGUGAUAGCAAUUCCCCAUCUCAAGAUCUCAUUCAAAGUGUCGAGUCCUUCAACCCAGUUGUGGUCUUAUUCUCCUUGCCCGCCAUCGAAUACGCAAGAGGCAAUCACUCAAAUUUUUGGUCACACUCUUGCUACUCAGCUUAUUUCAGUGUCGUCUGAUUCGACAGUUGAACUUAAGUCAACAGAGGUGCAACCAGGAACUUUGAGGAUCACGGCACUUCUACCACGACCGGACAGCGAUGUCCAGGUCAUAAAGGGUAAGGGAGCUUUCAUCUCGGUUGACUCGCGGCCUAUUUCAUCUGCCAGGAGCACUGGGAAAAAGUUGGUGUCUGUCUUUAAGUCGAGCAUCUCUAAGAUCCUUGGCUCGCCCGACAGUUCACGAGCACCUGCAAAUCCAUUUCUACAAAUCAGCAUCCAAUGUCCACCGGGCUCGUAUGACCCCAAUGUGUCGCAGCUGAAGGAUGAGGUGAUGUUUGACAACGAACCAGCAGUCAUCAGUUGUUUUCAAUCUCUCUGCGACGCCAUAUACGUUAAGAAGGUCCCGGGCAGCAAAGGAAUGCAAAACAAAAACGUGCCAGCAGAGAAUACUCUUUCACAUGCGGCCGGAGCUUCGAAAGCUCCAAAAGCAAACGAGGGCGAAGGAAGACUUCAGAUCAAGACUAGGCAUGAAACCUUGCCAUCCGACCAAGAUCUUAUUGAGCCCCUUAAUGACGAGUUCGAAAGGUUGCUUGUUGGAAAUUGUGGCGCGUUUGGGGACGGUGAGAGCACUAUUCCUAGCGCUUUCGCCCGCUCUCCUUCACCAAGCAAAACACGACACCAAAUCAACAAUGUGAUCAGUGACACUAAUCAAAGCGAAAGAAUACAGCAGAUGAUGAGGACGAAAUUGUGCAUCAACCUUUCACGGAGGGACAGUGAUUCCACCGACGUUGAUGGCACAGCUGAGUUGGUUCCUGUGCAGAUAACACCUCGUCGGGCAGCCCCUCCACCUAAAGAGCAACUGCAGUCUCAUUCUCGGCGUAGGACACUGGCACUGGGCCGUCUCUCUGAGGAUAUCGGUUCUUAUUUUCGCCCUGUACGAGACAAGCCUAUUGUGAUCGCAACAGACGACACCGCCACGCCCGAGAUCACUCAACUUGGGGACAGUUUGACAAGCUCUUCUGAGACUAACCGUUAUCCACUGAAGGAACUGACGCAGUCGGAAAUCAACACGUUUCAAGACGAGGAAGAAGAGGAAGAAUUCAGUGACAGUGAAUCACAGGCAGAGCUCCCUCUUGCCGAGCCAGUUCUUGGCCCAUCUCCUCGCACAUCUCCACGCCGUAUGGCCCCUCCUCGUAUGCCGAACAGCCCCUUCCGACCACUCACAAGGCCGCGACAAUCCUCCAACAUUGACACAGGGUUGGAAUUGUUGCCAAAUCUACAAACUCCUCCGCCUUCGGACCCCAGACGUGUCGACAACUCAACUCGUCGUGAUUCGCGUCGUAACUCAGCCAACAUCUUGACUCGAAGCCAACGGCCUUCCCAAAGUAGCAUGACGCCAUCAACAAACAGGACAGGCGACCAAGAAUCGAGGCAAAGUCGCAUUCUUGCGGGAAGUGGGCCAACUGCAUCCUACAACAGACGUCGAUCCGAACAAGUUGGGCGUGGAAAUGGAUUGGCCGGUCGCAGAAAUGCCCCGACCAGUCGCGACAGCUCAGACGCACAUAUGAAGGACUGGUUAUACAACAUUAACGCGAAUUCCGAAGACCAGGAAGCCAAUGAACAGCAGAAUGCCGUCCACUGGUCCCAUUCCAUACAAGCGUUGCUGAUGAGGACGCCGCCACCACGAGAAGAGAAAUCCGACAAUGAGACUCAAAAUGAGCAUUACGAAGUGCUAGAUCAUAGUCAAGAUUCAUACAAUGGACAGGUCAACCCGAGGCCAACCAAACGGCAACGACAUGACUCAAGCAACACGACUUUGACGAACGAAGAGCCAGACCCUAGGCACCUUCUCAUCAAAAGACAACGCAUCCGUACAGGAGGAGGACAGCUGAAACGUGUUGCGUCGAAGAAGCUCCCACUUGAAACGAUUCCUCAAGUCGAUCUCACAGUGAAUCUAUCCGUCAAGGCCAGGAUUCAAAUGAGCGAGCUCAUACGUGCGACUCUGGAAUUCAUGAAAUCAGACCGAGCAGCUGAGCAGUAUCCUGCCAUACGGUUCGACAACAUGGCCGAGGUUAGCAAAGUGGACGAGUUGUUGAGGCAUGCCACGGAAUCAUGGUUGAGCGGGGAUUCAUCAAUUGAAGUGGAGUACAUGCUGCGGUCAGGAGCGAAGGGCAAAUCGAAAGCGUGA
Molecule: messenger RNA, 2871 nt
Organism: Fusarium poae
Lineage: Eukaryota; Fungi; Ascomycota; Sordariomycetes; Hypocreales; Nectriaceae
Exons: 2
Coding region: 1-2871 (956 amino acids)
Biological process (GO): mismatch repair
Cellular component (GO): MutLalpha complex
Molecular function (GO): ATP-dependent DNA damage sensor activity; ATP hydrolysis activity; ATP binding
Source: RefSeq, a predicted model, not a curated record